Molecule: messenger RNA, 1368 nt
Organism: Rhipicephalus sanguineus (brown dog tick)
Lineage: Eukaryota; Metazoa; Arthropoda; Arachnida; Ixodida; Ixodidae
Exons: 9
Source: RefSeq, a predicted model, not a curated record
ACCAUGGAGAGCAGUGAUUGUUCCGUUGCUUCUGCGGCAUCUCCGUCUGCGAUUCAUGAGAGCGGCAGCGACAACACGCCAUUUAGUAGCCCUUCAAUGGAAAGCACGUCGACUGAUGCGCAACCAGUUUGCCUCGUUUCGCAUGGGUCCUCGAAGAAGAUUGUCGCGCUGAAAGGGUCCCGAAAGCUGGCCGAUCUGCAGGAAAGUCUGCGAACGAGUGGAUUUGCUCAUUUGAUGGCGAGCAACCCGCUAAUACAGAUCUACAAUGAAAGGUUCCAGUGCUUCGUUGAUCUGGACGAAAGUACAACAGUGAAUGAUGGAGCGCUCAUCAACUUGAUUGCUUCGCAGAGCCACUCCGAGUCAUCGGGAGCAGUUGAACAGCCGCUACUGAAAAGUGGAGCUGCACCUGACAAAGAUGAAGCACAGCAUGAAUUUCCGCGAUACACACUGCCUCAGUUGCCGAUGGACAUUAACCUGCAUCUUCGAAAUGUGAAAGCAGGAGAUGUGCCGGACAACCUCAGGAAAAAGAUAAUUGAAUGGCUUUCAUUUAAUCUGUCUUCGCAGACAAUGUACCCAAAUAAGUUGUACAAGGUUGCUGCAGUGAGCCUUGUAAACGCCUACCCACAGCUAAGAGAUAGCUCAGACUCUGGCCACAUCUCCUGGUACAUGUGCCUUAGAAAUAAGUACAAGAACAUGCGCAAGCGAAUGCCUCCAGGAUGCCCGGAAGUAGAUGCUCAAAAAGAGAAAUUCAAAGCAAGGAAGUUGGGCAAAAGCUCUGUCGCUUCCUCUAAAACUGGGUUUCGAAGACAGACUAUUGUGAAGCCUACAUUCGAAAUGGACGCUGCCUUCGUCACUGAAGCAACUGACUUCAUGAAAAAGGAGCUGAAGAAGCAAAACCCUGAUAUGAAAAAAGUCGAAGACUCAAUGUUGAGAACGACUGCUGCGAGAAGAAAAAGUAUUGAGCUGGACGGCAUGAGCCUGACUGACGUCGUGGGCCUCUAUCCAGCCCUAACCCUCGAGAAGGAGAUCUUGAAUGAAUGUCGUCGCCUGACUGGUGUAUCACCUGAUGAAGCAUUACUGCGUGCACUGAGAGAAUUCAGUGAGCACAUCCUCAAUGCAGCGGCACAAAAGCACGCAGCACAGACUACCCUUUGCUCUCUGCAGGCAGACAUGUCAGUGGACAACAGGAUUGCAAGAAACUAUGCCAAAGGAGUGGGUGCCAUCAUGGUCCUUCCAUUUCUCGUCAACGAGCGAGGAGGUGAAAUAUUCACAGAAAUGACACCAGGGAAGGGAUUCACACAUCCGACACUGCUCUACACUGGCGAAAACCCCGUAUCUUCUGAGGCCAUGUGCGUGAAGUGCGAGAAU